This is a messenger RNA of Olea europaea var. sylvestris, 1769 nucleotides long. Its product is annotated as putative pectinesterase/pectinesterase inhibitor 22. Bases 27 to 1643 code for a protein of 538 amino acids. The transcript is spliced from 2 exons. Lineage: Eukaryota; Viridiplantae; Streptophyta; Magnoliopsida; Lamiales; Oleaceae. Gene Ontology annotation, molecular function: pectinesterase activity; pectinesterase inhibitor activity. The record is from RefSeq and is a predicted model, not a curated record. Gene Ontology annotation, biological process: cell wall modification.
CCAAUCUACUUCAAAGUAUUUCAUCAAUGGCACCAGCCAACUUCCUUCUUGUUUUCCUUCUUUUAUCUCCCCUUCAAGUUUUCUCAGGGAGAAUUGCUUUAGAAAAUCAAAAUAACACCCCUGAGGCAAUGAUAUUUGAAGCCUGUGACAAAAUCGAGAAUCAGAACGCAUGUUUAUCGAACUUACAUUCCCGGCUCGAAGACGGUGCUGGUCGCCGUACGCCAACCUCAGUUUUCCAAGCCGCCCUCGAGAACACGCUCGAUGAAGCCCGAUCAGCCUUUGACACGCUUACAAAAGUCACCAGUUUAUCGAUAAGUUAUCGCGAACAAAUAGCCAUCGACGACUGCAAGGAGCUCCUUGAUUUCUCGGUUUCUGAAUUGGCAUGGUCAUUAGAUGAAAUGAAAAGGGUUCGAGUUGGUUACAAGAAUGACCACUCUGAAGGAAACCUAAAGGCUUGGCUAAGUGCAGCACUAAGCAACCAAGAUACAUGCCUUGAAGGGUUCGAAGGUACCGACCGGCACCUAGAAAACUUCGUAAGGGGAAGUCUGAAACAAGUAACACAACUCAUUGGUAAUGUCUUAACUUUGUAUACUCAAAUGCAUAGUCUACCUUUCAAGCCACCUAGAAAUAGUACGGCUACAGAACACGAAACCACGGAUUUCCCCAGGUGGAUGACGGAUGGCGAUAAGGAGCUUCUUGUUUCCAGGCCAAACGGAAUACACGCAGAUGCAAUAGUGGCUUUGGAUGGAACGGGGCGUUAUCGUUCAAUAAAUCAAGCUGUUUUUGACGCUCCAAGUUACAGUAAUAGGAGGUAUGUUAUCUAUGUGAAGAAGGGAGUUUACAAGGAGAAUAUCGAUAUGAAGAAGAAGAAGACGAAUAUCAUGCUUGUAGGUGAUGGAAUAGGGGCAACUGUCAUAACUGGUAGUCGUAAUUUCAUGCAAGGAUGGACUUCAUUUCGGACGGCUACUGUUGCUGUUUCUGGCAAGGGAUUUAUCGCAAGGGAUAUAACAAUUCGUAACACAGCCGGGCCUCAAAACCACCAGGCAGUGGCACUGCGUGUAGAUUCUGACCAGUCGGCCUUCUACCGAUGCAGCAUGGAGGGAUACCAAGACACUCUUUAUGCCCACUCUCUACGCCAAUUUUAUCGCGAAUGCAGCGUCUAUGGAACCAUAGACUUCAUUUUUGGCAAUGGUGCUGCUGUCCUUCAAAACUGCAAGAUUUUCACAAGGGAACCGUUGCCAUUACAAAAGGUGACAAUCACAGCACAAGGCAGAAAAGAUCCUCAUCAAAGCACUGGAUUUUCAAUCCAAGAUAGCUACGUUUACGCCACCAAGCCAGCUUAUUUAGGCAGGCCCUGGAAACAAUAUUCCAGGACAGUUUUCAUGAGGACUUAUAUGAGUGCGCAGGUGCAGCCCAGAGGGUGGCUUGAAUGGUAUGGGAAUUUCGCAUUGAGUACUUUGUGGUAUGGUGAAUACAAAAACUACGGCCCCGGGGCAUUGACUUCAGGCCGUAUCCGGUGGCCGGGAUAUCAUAUAAUUACCGAUGCUUCUGUGGCCAGUUUUUUCACUGUUAGACGAUUCAUUGAUGGACUGUCAUGGCUGCCGGCCACUGGUAUCAAGUUUUCCUCUGGCUUAACAAAUUAACCCCCUAAUUUGAUAUGAAAGUUGCUGAUAUUGUAUUCAUUAUACUUAAAGUGAUUUAUAUACAUAUGAUCAUAAGACAUUUUAUCGUAGAAAUGGUAAUUUAAAUGCAAGUUUAAUUUUUCUGUC